GUGUGUAUUUUUUUUCUUUUUGGUGCUGGAGGUGGAGGGGGGGUGCUAGCAGGGCCAGCCCUGAACCCGCUGGACAGAACUACAGACCCAUGGGGCCUGGCAGUGCCCGCUGAGAGAGGGAGAAGACAGCAGAGGGGUUGGCAAGGCACCCUCCAAACCCCAGAUCAUGUCUCUGUGGGGUCUGGUCUCCAAAAUGCCCCCAGAAAAACUGCAGCGGCUCUAUGUUGACUUCCCUCAACACCUGCGGCAUCUCCUGGGUGACUGGCUGGAGAACCAGCCCUGGGAAUUCCUUGUCGGCUCAGACGCCUUCUGCUGCAACAUGGCCAGCGCCCUACUUUCUGCCACUGUCCAGUGUCUUCAGGCCUCAGCUGGAGAACAGGGGGAGGGGAGCACCAUCCUGCAACACAUCAGCACCCUGGAGAGCAUAUAUCAGAGGGACCCCCUGAAGCUGGUGGCCACUUUCAGACACAUACUUCAAGGGGAAAAAAAAGCCAUUAUGGAACAGUUCCGCCACCUGCCAAUGCCCUUCCACUGGAAGCAAGAGGAACUCAAGUUUAACACAGUCCUGCGGAGGCUGCAGCACCGAGUGGGGGAGACCUGCCUUCUCCGCAAAGCCCUGCAGCCUGGGGCUGAGGGAGGCCAAGUGUCUUUGCACAGCCUGAUAGAAACUCCUGCCAAUGGGACCGGGCCAAGUGAGGCCCUCGCCACGUUCCUGCAGGAGACUGUCGGGGAGCUGGAGGCUGCCCAGGCCCUGGUGCUGAAGAGGAUCCAGAUUUGGAAACGGCAGCAGCAGCUGGCAGGGAAUGGCGCACCCUUUGAGGAGAGCCUGGCCCCACUACAGGAGAGGUUGUGUCCUGUACACGUGCACCCGGCGGACGGGGCACAAGCAGGAGUUCUUCCAGCCCACAAUUCUCUCUUCAAGCCCCGUGCCCAGAGGAAUGGGAAGUCUAUUUGGUCUAUUGGGCGGGGCACCUUUGAAAAUGCACAAAAGCAUCGUAUGUGCUGGCAGCUGACCUGGGUACCAGAGCCCUGGGGAAGAGGCAGCUGGGUUUCCACAGAGCUUCCAGGCACUGAGAAGGAACCUUCCUCCCCAGAGCCAAGGUGUGAGAGCCUGGUGGACAUUUACUCCCAGCUGCAGCAGGAGGUGGGGGCGGCUGGUGGAGAGCUUGAGCCCAAGACCCGGGCAGCGCUGCUUAGCCGGCUGGAUGAAGUCCUGCGAACCCUCAUCACCAGCUCUUUCCUGGUGGAAAAGCAGCCCCCCCAGGUUCUGAAGACUCAGACCAAGUUCCAGGCCGGGGUUCGAUUCCUGCUGGGCCUGCGGUUCCUGGCGGCCCCAGCCAAGCCUCUGAUGGUCAGGGCCGACAUGGUAACCGAGAAGCAGGCGAGGGAGCUGAGCAUGCCCCAGGGGCCCGGGGCUGGAGUAGAAAGCACUGGGGAAAUCAUUAACAACACCGUGCCCCUGGAGAACAGCAUUCCCGGGAAUUGCUGCUCUGCCCUGUUCAAGAACCUGCUUCUCAAGAAAAUCAAGCGGUGUGAACGGAAGGGCACAGAGUCUGUCACCGAGGAGAAGUGUGCCGUGCUCUUUUCCACCAGCUUCACGCUCAGCCCCAACAAACUCCCUAUCCAGCUCCAGGCCCUGUCUCUGCCCCUGGUGGUCAUCGUCCACGGCAACCAAGACAACAAUGCCAAAGCCACCAUUCUGUGGGACAACGCCUUCUCUGAGAUGGACCGCGUGCCCUUUGUGGUGGCUGAGCGGGUGCCCUGGGAGAAGAUGUGUGAAACUCUUAACCUCAAGUUCAUGGCUGAGGUGGGGACCAACCGGGGGUUACUCCCAGAGCACUUCCUCUUCCUGGCCCAGAAGAUCUUCACCGACAACAGCCUCAGCAUGGAGGCCUUCCAGCACCGUUCUGUGUCCUGGUCACAGUUCAACAAGGAGAUCCUGCUGGGUCGUGGCUUCACCUUUUGGCAGUGGUUUGAUGGCGUCCUGGACCUCACCAAACGCUGUCUCCGGAGCUACUGGUCAGAUCGGUUGAUCAUUGGCUUCAUCAGCAAACAAUACGUCACUAGCCUUCUUCUCAACGAGCCUGAUGGAACAUUCCUCCUUCGGUUCAGUGACUCAGAGAUUGGGGGCAUCACCAUUGCCCAUGUCAUCCGGGGCCAGGAUGGCUCCCCACAGAUAGAGAACAUCCAGCCAUUCUCUGCCAAAGACCUGUCCAUUCGCUCACUUGGUGACCGAAUCCGGGACCUCGCUCAGCUCAAAAACCUCUACCCCAAGAAACCCAAGGACGAGGCUUUCCGGAGCCACUACAAGCAAGCACUCCAUGGCUCUCCUUUCCUCCCCACAACAGCUGAGCAGAUGGGUAAGGACGGCAGGGGUUAUGUCCCAGCUACAAUCAAGAUGACUGUGGAGAGGGACCAGCCACUUACCACCCCUGAGGCCCAAACGCCUACCAUGAUGCCCUCUUACGAUCUUGGAAUGGUCCCUGACUGCUCCAUGAACAUGCAGCUCGGCCCAGAUAUGGCGCCCCAGGGGUACCCACCACGCUCUCACUCCAUCCCCUCAUAUCCAGCCCUUCCCCGGGAAGAAUCGGUCAAUGUGCUGCCAGCCUUCCAGGAACCUCACCUGCAGAUGCCGCCCAGCCUGAGUCAGAUGGGCCUGCCCUUUGACCAACCUCACCCGCAGGGCCUGCUGCCGUGCCAGCCUCAGGAGCAUGCCGUGUCCAGCUCCAAGCCCUUGCUCUGCUCAGAUGUGACCAUGGCGGAAGACAGCUGCCUGAGGCAGCCGGUGGGAGGGUUCCCUCAAGGCACCUGGGUCCGUGAAGACAUGCUCCCGCCCUUGCUGCCUCCCACUGAACAGGACCUCACCAAGCUUCUCCUGGAGGGGCAAGGAGAGUCAGAGGGAGGGUCCUUGGGAGCCCAACCCCUCCUGCAGCCCUCCUGCUAUGGGCAGUCUGGGAUCUCAAUGUCCCACCUGGACAUAAGGGCUAACCCCACUUGGUGAUCCCAGCUGGAGGGGGAGCCCAGAGACAGCUCUCCUGCCCCCAUGGACCUGCUCUGAACACCUGCCUGUGCUCCUGCCAAGCAGCAGCUGGGGAGGGUGUCCUCCUAUCCCCACCUACUCCCUGGUCAGGAGGAAAAGACUUUGCCAGGAGAAUGUACAGUGGGUGGAACAUAUCUACUCCUUCCUUCCCACCACACACCCCUGCGCUCCACUUUCCAAAUACUGGAAGGGAAAUUCAGGUUCCAAGUGAGACACGCCCCAAAACGCCUGCACAUGCAGAACACACACACACACCCUCUCCUUAGAAGAUGUGGCUGAGCAGGAAGGGGGCUGGGCCAGAGCACAGGUGAGGGCACGGAGGGCUUCUCUGCUUGCCCUGAGCCGGGGCUCCGGACACACAUGUGGAAACACACAGACACGUGCACACAUCUGCUUCAGAGGCUAGGGAUGGAAGUAUGGGCUUGGGUCCCAGCCCUGGGGGCAUGGGAAACAGUUCAGGAGAUCCUGCGAGAGAGGGGGGUCUGUACACAUUUGGUUGCUGAUGUGGGUUUUGCCCAGAUUAAAAAACAAAUCCCAGUCAGCUCCAAAUUCCUGUCAGUCAGAUGCAGGCUUCUGGAUAUGUGUAUGAGAUUGUGCAGAAGUAUAAGGGCUGAGUUUGCGUAUAGCUGUGUGAAAGUGUGUGGACCUGAGACGUGUUAAUAUAUAGAUGUCACGUUAGUUUUAUGGCCACAUAGAACACGCACCUCUCUGAUUUUGCCUGUGUGACAACACGUUUGGAAGUGUGAGACACUGCUCAAAAGACACCAGCGAGUAUACUAGCCUCUCUGAUGUAUGCUAACCCAAAUGUACUAAGCUUUGAGUAUGACUGUGCCCAAGUUGAGUCUAUGUGGCUGUAGCUUCGGUGGCUCAACACCUCCAAUCCUGCCCAGAGGCAGAGGCUGAGCCUGGGGUCCAGACUCAGGUGUGUGGUCCUCAUGGUGUAUUGGGGGCCCUACCCGCUUCUUCUUUUCUAUUUCCCCACCCACCGCCAGCUUCCCUCCACUCCCCAACCCCAUGCCACCCUUUCUCCAUCUUGGGGGUCAUAGAUCCUAAGCCAUAAAAUAAAUUUUAUUCCAAAAUAACAAAAUAAAUAAUCUACUGUACACGA
This is a messenger RNA of Delphinapterus leucas (beluga whale), 4148 nucleotides long. RefSeq names its product signal transducer and activator of transcription 6 (gene STAT6). NCBI's taxonomy places the organism in Eukaryota, Metazoa, Chordata, Mammalia, Artiodactyla, Monodontidae. The record is from RefSeq and is a predicted model, not a curated record. Gene Ontology annotation, biological process: signal transduction; regulation of DNA-templated transcription. Gene Ontology annotation, molecular function: DNA-binding transcription factor activity; DNA binding.